UCUCUUUAUUUAGAGUUUGUGCCAAAUGCUACUGCAAGGGUUAGCAUGUUAGGGUGAGCUGAGCAGUCUGGCCACCACUGCUAGAGCAGAGGAAUAGUCACAGUGUUACUAUAAGACAGGUUCUUAGGGAAGCUUUGCCAACAGCUGAAUUCAGUAAUGCAGUGCGUAACACUUAACUGUCUGUCAUAGUCUUCUGUUUAAUGUAAGUGCCUCUGUGACAGUUCAGAAUGAUUGUUUGUUGAACACUGCAACCACGCUAUUGAUUGACACACAUCACAUCCAGACGGUCACCAGGUCUCUGUAGUAUAACCAUCAGAGCUGUUGUUUCUGAAGGGCAUCUUGUACCCUCUGUUAACACUGAUGGUUAUUGACGUAUUGUCUUUGUGUGUAAAUGAAUCUAUGCAGACUGUGUACAAUGGAGAGGUACAACUGCUGUAUUGUGAUCAUAUUUAUUCCACAAACAUGUCAAGCAUCUGCCUUGGUUGUAUGCUGUCCUUGAUUUUCUAUUGAUGUAGCCAUGGAGGAAUAUCCUGCACAGAAAGAUUCAGUUAAAUGAUUGUCUGUCUGUGCUUCCACUGCAAACUGUUUGCUGGGACCUCAUACACUUAUGUUAUUGCUAAUAUUCAUCAUGUACCAUCUUCUGUCAGUGGCAACUGGCAACUGAAAGAAAUAAGUACUGUAAUAACCUGGUUGUUACACACCUGUUACUGACUCCCGUACUGUAACGACGGUGUGCGAUUGGAGGAAAAGUAAGGGUAGAGGAAUGAAAUGGUGAUUUAUGUUCGUAACUAACAUGAUUGAAAUACUGGGUUGAAAAGAGGGUAGUUUGCACACCAUGUACUCCAGCACAGUGAUGGUCCUGUAUACUCCACAAUAGAUUUAAUGGAUCUUGAACCAACAUUUGUGUCAAUCAGAACAUUCAUCAGGACCCUGAAAAAGGUCUAGAUAAUCUAGUUUAAGAUUCAUUGUGGAGCAUACAAGAAUACCAGACAGUAUCUAGUACUUUCUAUUUUAAAUCGAAAUGGAAAAUAAUUAUCAAAAAGAGCCACUUGAGAGUUUUGUGCUAUUUUGUGAUGGUGAACUGUUGUGGAACCUCCUCACACCAGUGGUUUAGGUCAGCCCCUUAUAGAGCACCAGGGACAGACUGACAGCCCAUUUCAAGGCUUUUAAUGUCACUCCCUGUAUCUCCCCACUGCUGAGCUCCAGAGAAAGUUACUGCCUGUGUUUCACAAUAACUCACCAGGGGGGAUUAAACCUGCAAACUCCCUUAAAGAUACCAACUGUGAAGGUGCUGCUGUCUGAUGUACUCUGUAGAGGGGCAGGGAUUUCUUGAUUUUCAUUCAUUUUCAACCCAAAACAUCUCUUGACUUAGCUUCCAAUAUACAAUACAUGACGAUCUAUUACAUUACAUGAAGAUCAUUUUGUAAUUGUUCCUAUAGAGUGCUGUAAUGCAUUUGAAUUGUCAGCCAUAGGGUACAUGCCAAUUCAGAUAUAUGCACAUUCUGUGUAUGUUCUAGUUAGUGCAGAUUUCCAACAAUGGAUGGAAACGUAUGAUGUGUGUUUUAUGUUAGGAGGGUGUAGAGCACAUGUGUUUGAUCUUUCAUCAACUGUAUAUGAACAUAUGUAGUAGUAAUACAGAUAAUACCAACACAAUGGCAUACAGUGCUUCUGUAAAGGGAAAAACACUAUUAGAGUAAAUGUUUUUAUCUAUUAGAUUUCUGAGUUACUUAAUUACUUAGGCCCAUCGCCCCAUGAGAAGCAUAGGCCAUCAACUGGCCAUCAACUGAGUUGACUUCAUUCAUCUGAAAUUAUCUCAAAUUUAAACCCAAUGAAAUGAUACAAUCAUUUACUAUUCUCCUAAACUAUAAUGUUAAUGUGUAGGACAUAUGAUUGUAUGAUUGUGUUAGCAGACAUACAGUAGUAGCUAUGCAAUAUACUGGACCAUAUGGGAUGCCCCAUAUCAUCAUAACUUCUUCUAAUGGGGAUUGGUUGAUGACACUACACCAUCAACCAUCAUGACAAAUUGGUUGAUGACACUACACCAUCAACAUUGUCUGAUGACACUACACCAUCAACAUAGGCUGAUGACACUACACCAUCAACCAUCAUGACAAAUUGGUUGAUGACACUACACCAUCAACAUUGUCUGAUGACACUACACCAUCAACAUAGGCUGAUGACACUACACCAUCAACAUUGUCUGAUGACACCACACCAUCAACAUAGGCUGAUGACACUACACCAUCAACAUUGUCUGAUGAUACCACACCAUCAACAUAGGCUGAUGACACUACACCAUCAACCAUCAUGACAAAUUGGUUGAUGACACUUCACCAUCAACAUUGUCUGAUGACACUACACCAUCAACAUAGGCUGAUGACACUACACCAUCAACCAUCAUGACAAAUUGGUUGAUGACACUACACCAUCAACAUUGUCUGAUGACACCACACCAUCAACAUAGGCUGAUGACACUACACCAUCAACAUAGGCUGAUGACACUACACCAUCAACAUAGGCUGAUGACACUACACCAUCAACAUAGGCUGAUGACACUACACCAUCAACAUUGUCUGAUGACACCACACCAUCAACAUAGGCUGAUGACACUACACCAUCAACAUAGGCUGAUGACACUACACCAUCAACAUAGGCUGAUGACACUACACCAUCAACAUAGGCUGAUGACACUACACCAUCAACAUAGGCUGAUGACACUACACCAUCAACAUAGGCUGAUGACACUAAACCAUCAACAUAGGCUGAUGACACUACACCAUCAACAUAGGCCGAUGACACUACACCAUCAACAUAGGCCGAUGACACUACACCAUCAACAUAGGCCGAUGACACUACACCAUCAACAUAGGCUGAUGACACUACACCAUCAACAUAGGUUGAUGACACUACACCAUCAACAUUGUCUGAUGACACUACACCAUCAACAUAGGCUGAUGACACUACACCAUCAACAUAGGCUGAUGACACUACACCAUCAACAUAGGCUGAUGACACUACACCAUCAACAUAGGCUGAUGACACUACACCAUCAACAUAGGCUGAUGACACUACACCAUCAACAUAGGCUGAUGACACUAAACCAUCAACAUAGGCUGAUGACACUACACCAUCAACAUAGGCCGAUGACACUACACCAUCAACAUAGGCCGAUGACACUACACCAUCAACAUAGGCUGAUGACACUACACCAUCAACAUUGUCUGAUGACACUACACCAUCAACAUAGGCCGAUGACACUACACCAUCAACAUAGGCCGAUGACACUACACCAUCAACAUAGGCCGAUGACACUACACCAUCAACAUAGGCUGAUGACACUACACCAUCAACAUAGGUUGAUGACACUACACCAUCAACAUUGUCUGAUGACACUACACCAUCAACAUAGGCCGAUGACACUACACCAUCAACAUAGGCCGAUGACACUAGCUCAAAUGUUAAGCCUUUUUUUUCACUUGUUCUCAUCAAUUUUGUUUCUGCAACCUUAUUUAACUUUUCUGUAUCACUUUGUUUACCAAAACGAGCACUUGUUUUGGAAGUGACCCUAAAUGAAGGAUGCUUUCCUUGGGAGGGCAUGGGUUGACUAUAUUUUAUAUGCAACUUUUGUAAAAGUCUACAUUUUAUACCUGAUUUGUAAUUAUGUAGAUGAAGGCUCCAGAUGAUCAAAUCAGAUAAUGUAUGCUUCUGAUUAGAGAGCAAUGUCAGGAUAAAGCACAAGUGGACUUUAAUUGUGAACUUAACAUAUAUAUUGUAUCUGCUUAUUACCAUACUGGAAUUUAUUUCAAUUGCAAAUUAAACAGCUUUUCUCACAA
Molecule: messenger RNA, 3833 nt
Organism: Oncorhynchus gorbuscha (pink salmon)
Lineage: Eukaryota; Metazoa; Chordata; Actinopteri; Salmoniformes; Salmonidae
Product: histidine-rich glycoprotein-like
Exons: 2
Coding region: 2400-3563 (387 amino acids)
Source: RefSeq, a predicted model, not a curated record